AUUUCUUUCUCCAGCCUUCAUCAAUUUAAGCAAAAGGUUGCUUGAUGAGUAUGUGGAAUGAUGGAGGAGUUGUGAGAGGGAGGAUAAUGAUCUGAGGCAGAGAUAUCAAUGCUAUGGGGGUGUGUCUGUCAAAGAAUCAAGGGUGCGUGAGAGGGAAGUUGAGCUUUUCCAAGAAGAAGAAGGGGAAAAGAAGAAAUGGACAUAGAAGAAGAGUGUCUUCUCAGUUGUCCAAUGGAUCAUUGGACAAGGUUGAUACUACUGGCUUGUCUGAAUGUUGCUUUGCCAACCCCACUUUCCAAGGAACUAUUGAGGAAGCAUGGUUUGAUUCAGUUGCAGUAUUUGACUCUGAUUGUGAUGAUGACUUCAUGAGUGUUCCUGAUGAUAUGAUAUCACUGAAUGGGACUGAAGCCAAAUGUGGAGUUGCAACUGAUCAUGUGCAGAAACGCGGGGAACUAUCAAAAAGAUAUUCUGCACAUAUCUCUGAGGCUGUCAGGAGUUCAGAUGCUCAAAUUUUGGAUGUAGAUGUCAUGGAUUCUCAAUGUAAACGUCAUGGAAGUAUAAGUGAAAUAAAUGAACCUGUUUUUCUGGAUGAAAUCUCCUCAGUGGAUGCAAGCUCCAAAAAGGAUGAUGGAGUUUUGGACAAAUGUGGGGUCCUUCCAAACAAUUGUUUGUCAUGUCUUUCAUCUACCGAUCAAAGAUCGUCGUCAUCUUCUAGUCCUUCUCAUACAAGGAAGCAGGCUCAUGCAAAACAUUCCUUAAAAUGGAUUUCCUCAAAGACACUUCUACAAAGACCACUCGCUGGUUCUCAGGUACCCUUUUGUCCAAUUGAGAAGAAAAUGCUUGAUUGUUGGUCACAUAUUGACCCGAGCACAUUUAAAGUUCGAGGAGCCAAUUAUUUAAAGGACAAGAAGAAACAAUUUGCUUCAAAGUAUUCUGCAUAUUACCCAUUUGGUGUAGAUGUAUUCUUAUCUCCACAAAAAGUAAACCAUAUAGCUCAGUUUGUGCAACUUCCUGUGAUUAGUUCUUCUGGGAAACUUCCACCCAUACUUGUUGUAAAUGUUCAGAUUCCUCUUUACCCUGCCACAUUUUUUCAAGGUGAAACUGAUGGAGAAGGAAUGAGUUUUGUGUUGUACUUCAAACUUUCUGAAAGUUACUCCAGUGAACUUCCACUGAAUUUUCAAGAAAAUAUAAGAAGAUUGAUGGAUGAUGAAGUUGAAAAGGUAAAGGGUUUCCUCGGAGAUACAACUGUACCCUUCAGAGAAAGGUUGAAAAUAUUGGGGCGGGUUGUGAAUCCAGAAGAUCUUCAUUUGAGUGCAACAGAAGGGAAGCUUAUGCAGACUUACAAUGAGAAACCUCUUCUUUCACGUCCACAACAUGAGUUUUACUCAGGAGAAAAUUACUUUGAGAUUGAUUUGGACAUGCAUAGAUUCAGUUAUAUUUCUAGGAAAGGUUUUGAUGUCUUCUUGGAUAGAUUAAAGAUCUGCAUUCUAGAUUUUGGUCUCACUAUUCAGGGGAACAAAGCAGAGGAGCUGCCAGAGCAGGUUUUAUGUUGUAUUAGGCUAAACGGCAUUGAUUACAUGAAUUACCAGCAACUGGAGAUAACUGAGGAUCCCCUCUAA
Molecule: messenger RNA, 1619 nt
Organism: Abrus precatorius (Indian licorice)
Lineage: Eukaryota; Viridiplantae; Streptophyta; Magnoliopsida; Fabales; Fabaceae
Exons: 10
Coding region: 114-1619 (501 amino acids)
Source: RefSeq, a predicted model, not a curated record